Molecule: messenger RNA, 1030 nt
Organism: Pungitius pungitius (ninespine stickleback)
Lineage: Eukaryota; Metazoa; Chordata; Actinopteri; Perciformes; Gasterosteidae
Product: ladderlectin-like
Exons: 8
Coding region: 338-850 (170 amino acids)
Molecular function (GO): signaling receptor activity
Source: RefSeq, a predicted model, not a curated record
UAGCUUCAACAUACCGAAUGGGGCUGGGGGGGCUAGUGGGACGACAACAGGAGGAGACUUAGGCUAGGAGGGGAGGGCUCACUCAACCGAAUGGUCUAAGAAGUGUAUAAACUAAUGUGGUGCCUCAUUGCCUUGUCAGUGUCUUUCUGAUCAGUCAGAUAAAUGAAGUCAACGAGUCAGAGAAUACUUUAUAUUUAAAACUUCAAACAAAUAAUCCCAGCGACGUCGAGCUGCUGCUCCUCUCUUCUCACAGACCCAACGCCAAGACGUCAUCUCAAAGGACAGCUUAUCAGGUGGUCUUCAUCUUCAGCAUCUGCAUCUUCUCAUUGCCUUCACCAUGAAGACGCUGACUGUGACUGCCCUUCUUUGUGCCGUGAUGGCUCUGACUACAGCUGCUGCUCUCCCAGAGGAAAUGUCUGGAGAGGAACCUGAAGAGCGUCAUCUGGUCAAGUGGUCCUUUUUUUGUCCCUACGGUUGGACUCGCUACAGCGGUCGCUGUUACCGCUUCAUUUCAAGAGCGAUGUCUUGGGGUCGAGCUGAGAACAACUGUCUUGACCUGGGGGGACACCUUGCAUCCGUUCGCAACGUCCUGGAGUACCGUGAAAUUCAGGAAGUCAUCACGAGCGCCGAUUUGAGUUCUCCACAAACAUGGGUUGGAGGCUAUAAUGCACAAGAGGUGAACCAAUGGUUCUGGAGUGAUGGGACUCGUUUGGACUUCACGAUGUGGGCCCCUGGAGAGCCGAACAACUAUCAGGGCAGGCAGCGUUGCAUUCAAAUGAAUUUUGGAGACGGGAAGGCCUGGGAUGACGUGGAGUGCUGGACUGAACGUCCAUCUAUUUGUGCCAAGUGAACCUGAUCCCUGAGCCCUCUCAUUUAUACUCCUCUUUUCUGUCGCUGUAACGCUAUUUAAGGAACGAUACGACAAGUGACACAAGCUGGAUGGUGUUUGAGGCCUUGAGCCUCAAUAAGAGUGGUUAAUGGAAAUAAUGCUUUUAGCACAAUCCUCACACAUUAAUAAAAAGCUCAAGCA